Molecule: messenger RNA, 5228 nt
Organism: Nerophis ophidion (straightnose pipefish)
Lineage: Eukaryota; Metazoa; Chordata; Actinopteri; Syngnathiformes; Syngnathidae
Gene: wdpcp
Product: WD repeat containing planar cell polarity effector
Exons: 21
Coding region: 779-2863 (694 amino acids)
Biological process (GO): nervous system development; cilium organization; establishment of protein localization
Cellular component (GO): axonemal basal plate
Molecular function (GO): protein binding
Source: RefSeq, a predicted model, not a curated record
UGAGAUAAACGCAGCAACAAGACCCGCUUUACGAUGACCUCACCGCCCUGGUCACUUCUUAAAUUAUUAGACUAGUGGCUGUGCCGCUAAAAAAAAUAUUCUUUUAGCUCACAAGUCACGCUUUGACACGGUGGGUUUAGCAAGUUAGCGUCGCCGUAACAGAAGUGCUUGUUGCGUAGCGACGCGAGUGUGGCGCGGAAGCAGUUAGCAUGUAGCCUCGAGGAGCUAACCGCUAACAAACUUUAAAGCUUGUUGCGCACAGCGAGCCUCACUUGGCGUUGCUUUCAUUCGCAACGCGUUGCGUGAAAAUGUAUACCCGAGUCACUGGUUGUAUAAACGACGUUUGGUGUAGAUAAUAUUUUCAAAGUGUGGUGUAAGUUUAAGUUUGACACCUGAUGCUAACUAAGUAAAUGACCGGAAGUACUUUAGGCCACUUCCGGAAACAUCUCUAACGUAAGUUAGUGCUUUAUAUCCUGUUUGUUUACUAUAAUUCCCUUUAAACGGACUCCUAUCAAAAAAGGAAUAUUGUCAACAAACCACUACAGUUUGUGCCUGUUCCACCAAUGCCAGGCUCAUCUCUCGCCGCGCUCAGCACCCCGAAAGAAGGACCUGGCCUCGUUGACUGUUUAAAGAAGGCGGGUCGGGUCUAAGAACGUGGACUUUUUGCACAAUAUGUGAAGCCAGUAACCGGAUCUACAAUACACAUCUGCAGUUGUCCUGGGACGCUCCUGCUUUCACAUCUUGGCCUCGGCAGAAUCGGGUUACGCCCGUCCGUCAGAUGGCGUUCUGCCUGGCUGAGCUGCACUUGUGGUCCACCAAGAGCUCACUCCACGUCAAAGAUACAGAUAUUGGCACGUAUCAGUACUACGAUAAAGGAGAGCCAGCCAAUCUGGAGCAUCACUAUUACAAUGAGAAACUGCAGUUCAGUGAAGCUCGAGGCCACUCGUGGACCCCCGCGAAUCGCCGACCAGAGAGGCUACGUGAUUCGCUGAAAGAGUUUGAGGAACUGUUGCAGGCUAACACCUGCGUUCACACCAGAUGGAGGAACAAGCAUUGCUGCCAGCUCAUACUGUGCAAUGGCAUACUGGUAACCUUGACCCUCAGCGGGCCCCAACUUGAGCAAGUGUGCAUCGACCGAGCGCUAGUGGGCCGACUGCCAGGCGACACCGUGACCGAUGCGGUGCUGAGCGACAGGCUGAUUCUGCUGUCCUUCCUGAAGCAUAACCAAGUGGCUGCGGUCUUCCUCAACAGAAAGAACCAGGACUCCCAGGAGGCUGGCAGGGACACAGACAAACUCUCAGCCUCUGAAAUCAAGGUGAAAUGCGUGGAACUGUCAGGGUGGGCACCUGGCCUCCGCCAUGGCGUGGCCCUCAACCGCCUGCACGAUGUGGGGCUCUGCUGGUCGAGGUGCAGCGAGCAAGAUGAGGAGCCGUGGCCCUGGACGCCUGCAGACGUGCACAGGAACAACCUGGUCCUCUUGAGCUGCUCGCCCGCUGACGGUCUACAGCUCCUCAGCUCUUCCCAGACAGAAGGCAACCUCCUAGACUGCAGCUUCAGUCAGCUGCAGCCCCACCAGCUGCUGACCGUGGAGGCACCUGCUGGACCCCAAGCAUCCAGGGAGGGGUCCUGGGCUAAAUCCUGUGUGUUUGAAUGUCUGCGAGCACGACUGCACCGCCUGUCUGUCAGCCGCAUCUCCCUGCCUUCCCAACCCAUCUCCUGCUCACGUCACCCCGACGAAAGCACACUCCUCCUGGGCCUCGCCGAUUCCUCCGUGGUCCUCUACGAGCACAGGCGAGGGGUCUUGCUUUUGUUCCCCGGCCCCGCUCCGCUCUCCCUCCUCGCCUGGCACCCUGCUGGUGCUGUGGCCGUGGCGGGGGUGGUGCAAGGCGAGCUCAUAUGCUUUGAUGUGGGCCUGGCACCCCUCAGAAUAGCGCUGGUGGCAGAAGACGUGGCUCCGGUACCCACGCUACAACUGGCCCGACACCUGCGCUGCCCUGGGGGUCUGCAGAGGCUACAGUGGGCAACAGGUCCAGAGGGCGGCGCCGACGGAGUCGAUACACUCCUGCUGGCCUUUCAAGGAGGACCAUUAGCGGCCUUAAGAUUCCGACUGGGAGCCCUGACGGGGGGCCAGUUGGGCCCAGGGGUGCUUCUCCAACAACGGCUGUGUUGUGGCCAGGUCCGGGAAGCCCUCGGCAUCCUGGGGGCCAUGGACUGGAACAUCAUGGGAGACGAGUGCUUCCGAGGCCUGAGCUCCAUCACCAACCACUUGCUGAGGCUCCCGCUGGACACACAGACUGAAGCACAACUGGAAGCUGCAUUCGGAGUGUUUUAUGCCCCAUCUGCGCCUCUGCCUGGUAACGUGUCGUCGGACUACGAGAAGCUAAUCAGCCGAUACGCACGUCGCUUUUUCCACCACCUUCUCAGACAUCAGCGCUUUGAGAAGGCCUUCCUCCUUGCUGUAGAUUUACAGGCCAAAGAUCUUUUUAUGGACCUCCAUUAUGUUGCCCGUGAUAAGGGUGAGAUGGUGCUAGCCGAGGUGGCCAAGAGGAAGGCCGUGGAAAUGGAGGCAAGGACCUUCGGAAGCGACGAGUCUGCGAGAGAAAGAAAUGGUGUGUUUGCUUCCAGCUUUGGCAACAAGGUCCAAAGUGCAACAGCAACAGGAUCGUCAUACCCCACCAAAACACUGGCCGACGGACGAGCCAAUCGGGCGGGAGCUCAGGCGCGGCGGGCACACGUGACCGUGAACCCAGACGUCCUGAGGACACUGAUACGAGCCGGAACCAAAGAGGAUGACAGAGAUGAUGACAGUGAGGAUGACGGCCUUGCGAUGCUUCGACUGCUUCAUCUUGGAACCGUUGGAUAACAACAAAAAGCACCCCUAAGAGUCAUUAAUCAUCGUUGCUAUGGAUAAAAUUGGGCUUCCGAAGUUCAACAAGCUUCCAAAGAAGGAAAGAAAACUGAUGACGACGCCACAUCGGGACCAAUUCCAAGGUGGCCAGUUGGUGAAGUUUGCUCCUUAGUAACGGAGUGCAGCUUUAUCUCCAAGAGUUCACAGGUCACUGGACGAGGCACAGCCACACCUAACUCAUCCAGCCAUGUACGGUAGGCACUGGGGCACAAGUCACUUCAUCUCAGUGACGUGAGGAAACCACAGCGUUUACCUUUCAAAGGUGCCGUUCUAGAAAAAAAAAAAAACAUUUCAUAUAUUUCCAUCCCUGACAGUGAAUGUUCCUCAAGGUGUGUGUGUGUUUGCGCGUGUGUGUGUUGAGCGAGAUUACGGGCCACAGUUUUAUUCAUGAAUAGGAGCCAAGCAGCGACUUUAAAGCGUGGCGCGGAGCCCCUUUCCUGAACAGCCGCCAUGCCCGUGUCAGAGCUGUCGACGCGGCGCGCUCAGCGGCUAAUCCGACAGCGCCGUGCGAGCCCUAAUCCCUCACUGUAUCCUAAUCUAUUUACUUUGCAUUCUAAGAGGAUUUCCAUCCCAAAAAAUAUACAAGAAGUGAUGUUGGAAAUGGACAGAAGAUCAACGCGGAUGCUUUUCUGCUCUUUUUUAACCCCCCUUGUUUGUUUUGUUAGCUUUCAGGAAGAGAAAAAUCAUUGUAUGUUUUCGGGGAGUCAAUCCCCUGCGAGAGGGACGUCUGAAAGGAAUUACAUUUGUGACUGAUACUAAUACUUCUCUUAUGUAAACAUCCAAAUGUGAUAUUUGGCUUGCCAUGGUGCCGCUCGCUGCUGCCGCCGCUGUUGCCUUCAUUCACUGCACUAAUUCACUGAGCAUCUUCUCAUUGUUGGACCUGACAGCUGCAACAUUGCUGAACAGCGGAGGACCAGCUCCUCUCUCGCGCUUGCACGUCAGCAGCAGCACGCCAACAAAGGCCCACACCGUGGACUUUAUGACGUGCAAACACACAACAAGGCCAAGUGCUCUCCGCAGCGGCCCUUGAAGCAGUUUGAAGUCAUAAAUAGUAAUGACUGUCAGCCUAUUAGUAGUGAAAUUAAGCACCGGCCUCGUUCAUCUUUGGAAAUUAAGGCAGCCUGCAGCAUUUUUAUUAUUUUUUUACAUGGACAACCUGUCUGUGGAUCCACUUUUAAGUCCCUGUCCACCUCUGCAAAAAAAAAAAAUACCCCCUCAUGUCGACGUCAACACUGGGCUUCAUGGCUAAAAACCGUAUCACGAUGUAUCAGUCGAUGUCGAUAGUUAUUUUUGAUAGGUCAUAAAAAUGUUAGAGAUGUCCAAUAAUAACUUUUUUCCCGAUAUUCCGAUAUUGUCCAACUCUUAAUUACCGAUUCCGAUAUCAACCAAUACUGAUAUAUACAGUCGUGGAAUUAACACAUUAUGGACGUCUUGCUCCCCUGGGUCCCCUGGACCGCCAAUGAUGGACAUGACAGCCGUGUUCAUCUUUGCUAACAAGGAUUCAUUUUUCAAUAAUGUGCUCUUUUCAGCCAUGUUAAAGUUUCUUGCUCAUUCUCCAUCAUCAACAACCUCCUCCUUCCCGACUGCUGCCUUUAACAGAGCGACAGGUGAUCAGACAAACACUCUCAGCUGUGUCAUCUACGCACCUGUCGCUAAUCUCGAAGCCGGUCCUGCCACAGCCCGCUUUGCUGCAGGUCUGCAAACCACGCCUCCCCACACACAUUAGUGUGAUGCCUCGCUGGAUGCAUUAAACAAUGUGACAAGGUUUUCCAAAAUAAAUCAACUCAAGUUAGGGAAAGAAAUGCCAACAUGGCGCUGCAAUAUUUAUUAUUGAAGUCACAAAGUCCUUUUUUUAUUUUACGUGCCUCAAAAUAGCAGCUUGGAAUUUGGGACAUGCUCUCCCUGUGAGAGCAUGAGGAGGUAGAGGUGGGGGGGGGGGGUGUAUAUUGUAGUGUUUUGGAAGAGUUAGUGCUGCAAGGGAUUCUGGGUAUUUGUUCUGUUGUGUUACGGUGCAGAUGUUCUCCCGAAAUGUGUUAGUCAUUCUUGUUUGGUGUGGGUUUACAGUGUGCCAUAUUACCUGUACUGUGUCAUGGGUUAGGAUGAGCAAGCCAAGCCCUUCUUUUCUCCUGCUCGUGCUACGCUGUUGCAAACUUCCCUCGAGCUUGUAAAAAAACAUUUUUGUACUGUAUCAGACGAAGACUUUCUGCGUCUUAUUCGCACUCAACACAUAAGUUAAAGUGCCAAUGAUUGUCACACACACACACUAGGUGUGACGAAAUUAUUCCCUGCAUUUGACCCAUUACCCUUGAUCACCCCCUGA